AUGGACAGCUUCGGGGCUUUUGGGUCCAGCACGCCAUUUGCGGAGCCGCUGUGGUAUUCCCGGCCAGACAGCCCAAACUACACUGAUAGUCACAGACGGCUCCGCGAGGCUAUCCGCCGAUAUGUCGACACCCAGCUGGUUCCAUUUGUAUCUGAGUGGGAGGACAAAGGCGCUGUUCCGCCAAAUGUCCUCAAACGCCAUUCCGAUCUAGGAUACACGGCUGUCUCACUUGACCCCUCUGCUCUAGGCAAACACCUUCCAAAGGAAACAAUUUUGCCAGGCGAUGUCCCUCCGGGCGAGUGGGACAGCUUCCAUGAUCUCGUCGCCAUGGACGAGAUGGCACGCUGUGGAUCGCUUGGAACCAUUUGGGCUUUGGGAUGUGGCAACUCAAUCGGCUGUCCCCUGAUUAUCAAGUUCGGAACCGAAGAACAGAAGUCUGCGUGGCUGCCACCUGUCGUCCGAGGCGAGGCGAGGUUUUGCUUGGGUUGCACCGAGCCACAAGCUGGAUCUGAUGUUGCGGGCAUUGUGACCACAGCCGAGCAAAAGGGAGAUGUCUUCGUGGUCAACGGCACAAAACAGUGGGUCACCAAUGGCAUGACCGCCAACUACUGCACAGCUGUGGUCCGAACUGGUGGUCCCGGGAAGGAUGGCGUUUCAGUCUUGGUGAUUCCUCUCGACUCGAAGGGUGUGACUCGGAGCGAGAUUCGCAAUUCUGGCGUCGAAUUGAGCGGUUGUGCCAGCCUCAAGUUUGACAACGUAGAGGUACCUGUCGGGAACAUUGUCGGCGAGGUGAAUCGUGGGUUCAGACUCAUCAUGACAUCUUUCAAUCACGAGCGUCUUUGGAUCGCAACCAACUGCCUUCGCCUGGCUCGAAUAUGCGUCGAGGACGCAUACCAGCACGCAACCACCCGCCACACAUUCGGAAAGCCGCUGAUCGAGCGCCAACUUGUCCGGCUCAAAUUCGCAAAUAUUGGCAUGCAGGUCACGAGCACGUAUGCACUCAUCGAGUCAAUAGUCCAGCUUUGGAACAGAGCUCGCUUGCAGGGCGGGGACGACGCUACCACACCCACCGGCGGCUUGUGUGCACUGACCAAGGUCAAUGCCGCGAGAGCACUCGAGCUCGCAGUUAGAGAGAGCCAGCAGAUCAUGGGCGCGCUGGGAUACACACGUGGAGGGCCAGGGGGCCGUAUCGAGCGAAUUAGCAGAGAUAUGCGCGUUCUUGUAAUCGGCGGAGGCAGUGACGAAAUUCUGAGCGAAAUGUGUCUCAUGCAGGAGAGCAAGGAUUUGCAGAAGAUCAUGGCAUCAUCUCGGACCUAG
Messenger RNA from Diaporthe citri, 1317 nucleotides. RefSeq lists its product as uncharacterized. The record is from RefSeq and is a predicted model, not a curated record. Bases 1 to 1317 code for a protein of 438 amino acids. Lineage: Eukaryota; Fungi; Ascomycota; Sordariomycetes; Diaporthales; Diaporthaceae. Gene Ontology annotation, molecular function: flavin adenine dinucleotide binding; oxidoreductase activity, acting on the CH-CH group of donors. The transcript is spliced from 5 exons.